Molecule: messenger RNA, 1327 nt
Organism: Blepharisma stoltei
Lineage: Eukaryota; Ciliophora; Heterotrichea; Heterotrichida; Blepharismidae
Source: the annotation of a GenBank genome assembly
AUGGGUGUUCUCGUGAAGUACCAGUUCGUUAUAUUUUUGCUCUGCUUUAUAUGCACCGUGUCAAGACAUGCCUUAUUAGAAGGCUGGGCUAUGGCUUUGCCUCAUGUCCACUCAGAUUUGCACUUUUCGACAACAUGAAUCGGCGCUAUAGAUAUGCUUUUUUUAUUCAUGUACGCUCUUGGGAAUAUGAUAGCUGGGGCAAUCGGGGACUCUUAUAGCAGGGUUCUUGUGGUCUCGCUUGGCUUAAUUGUGUCAUCCGGCUUUUGGGGAAUCGUAAUCAUCCAAUUAGGUAUGGAUUUUGAUCAUGUCAAGCAUAGACCAACCUCCGAUUUAUUUGAUAUUUUUUGGGAUUAUGGGAUGCCUGCAAGGUGGAAUAUAUCCUGGAACAGUUGUUAUUAUGGGAAACUGGUUUGCUAAGGAAUCAAGAGGGAAAAUCCUUGGUAUAUGGUCGUCCUGCGCAGCAGUCGGAAAUAUCUUGGGAUCUCAAUUUUCAGCUGCAGCAAUGAGCUUGGGCUUUUCGUGAAAAGAGUACCUAAUUGUACUGAUCGCCAACUUAUGCCUAGUGGGUUGCAUUUUUUGGGUUUUUGCAAAGGAUUCAGCGGGAGUUAACCCAAAUAUACCCAAAAAGAAGCGCAUAUCAGCAAUUCAAGCUUUGAAAAUUCCAAAAGUUAUACCAUAUGCUUUAACAUUUAGCUGCUUAAAAAUGCUUAAUUAUGGUCUGCUUAUGUGGCUUCCGUAUUUUUUAAAGACCGACCAAGACCUCCGUGAAGAAAUAGUUGCAGCAUUAACAGGACUUUUUGACAUUGGAGGGGUUAUUGGCUCUGUUACUUUAGGAUGAAUAAGCGAUAAAUAUCUAGACAGAGUUAUCACGGCUAUGAUUGCUUGCCUAAUUCCUAUUCCAGGAUUAGGGAUCUUUAGAAGCAUAACACCUGAUGUAUAUUGGAUGUUUUUCAUAGUUAUCCCGAUACUAGGAUUUGCAUUAGGAGGAGGGACUGCAUUUAUCUCUGCAGUCGUUGCUGCAGACUUAGGACAAGACCAAGCAGACCAGCCAGAAGAGUCAAAAUCUACAAUUGCAGGAAUUAUGGAUGGGGCUGGAGGAUUUGGUGCAGGGUUGGGACAAAUAAUUGUAAGAAAUAUUUAGAUUGGAGGACUGCAAAAUAUCAGUUGAAGUGCAGUGUUUAUCUAUAUGAUUUUCGUAGGAUGCCUUGCCUUGUUUUCCAUUUCGCCUUUGGUUGUUAAGUACAUUAGAAAAAGAAAGACAGAAAAACUAGUUGAAUUAGACGACAAACAAGAAAAUUCCAUACAGGUUUCAUUGAGCGUAGACUAA